This is a messenger RNA of Paramuricea clavata, 3981 nucleotides long. The record is from the annotation of a GenBank genome assembly. Lineage: Eukaryota; Metazoa; Cnidaria; Anthozoa; Malacalcyonacea; Plexauridae.
AUGCCCAGCGCAUUCGGUGAUGAAGACUUGCCCGCAUCUUGUAAAUUUGUUUGUCAGAAAGGCAAGGUGAUUCUCUGUUUAUAUUCAUUUAAAAAAAUCAUAUUCGAGUUGAUGGUUUCUUUGAAUUUAUUUCAAAAGACACCCUUCCUACAAAUUCCAUGCAAGAUCUGUAUUCGAUCGAACAUAACUAGGUUAUAGCGUAAACAUACAAUAACGUGAGCAAAGAUGGCCUCUCAGAUUUCGCGUCAUUUUUCUGUCGUAAGCAAGUUCAUCCAUUGCGACUUUUAUUUACGAGUGAGUAAAAAAUAUUUUUAAAACGAAAAAUGUCGGAAUAUUUUGGUAAAAGACAAGCAGGAGAGACAUCUACGUCUUCUUGUAAGCGUAGUAGAGUAUCUAGUGAAAGCCUAACAACAACAGGGGAAGUGACACCUAAGGGAAAUGAUAGAGAGCAACCUGUUGCUGAUUUUGCAAAUUGUUUUGUAAACACCGAGACAACACGAAUUGAGUACUGUGGUAAAAUUACUUUACAACCUGAAGAACUUCUUCUGUACUGCUUAGUAAAGAUUUCGUCACCAGGUAGCAACAUUAAUUUGGCAAAGGGAUACACUCCAGAAAAAUAUUUAGGUAUUACACAAGCAGUUUACAAUGUAUAUGGUAUCCAUUUUGACUGUGUCAACAUGCAAAACUAUUUCUAUCGAUCCAUUAACAAUCUGAAAAAGGGUCUUGGAAAAUACAAUGGAUAUUUGAGAUGGAAAUUUUAUUCCAGUUACAUCGAAAGAAUUAUUUCAACACACCAAACACUCCUUUUGAACCUGCUCCUAAAUUCAGGAUUUAGCAACAUGCCUGGUAAUUUCGAUGACUUGCGCAGAGAUAUAGAAAGUGAAUGCCUGUCCAGUUUGGAGGAGGGUAAGCUGUCGCAAAGUCUUGCAUACAAGAUCAGUAAGGUCAGUGAUAACUGUGCAAAUAGGUUUCCAAAGUGGAAAGUUAUCCCAGAUGUUAAAGAAUCAAAAAUAAAUCUCUAUUAUAUGGGUAACAGUCCAUUAAAUGUACAGUAUCAAGUAAUUGUGUUAUCAGAUGGAAGUUAUUCCUUUGUUUUCAUGGGACAGCCCAAAAUAUUGAAUUUUGAUAACAGUAUUAUUCCACCAGCAGUUCAUGACAAGAAUCAGUUGUACUUACUCAUGAAAUCUCUUGAGAAAUUGCAAGUAUGUUCUGGUGUUUCGGUUGAAAACUACCAAGAUCUGUUACCUGAUAACGACAAUACCCCAGUGUAUAAGACAACUAGUGGAGACCCUGCUGCAUUUGUAGAAUCUGUGCCAGCACAUGAUUGCAAAAAAUGUGUAAGAUCCACAAAGUGUGACAUAUUAAUUCAAGGUGUUGCAUGUUGCAAAGCUUGUUUACAGACAAAUCACUACAUGAGGACACUUAAGUCAAGAAGCAACAACGUAAGUCAGAGUUCUAAGCAUACUCGAUAUGAUUAUAUGUCAAAAGAUAAGUUACUCGAGCAUAGCAGAGAAAUGGCAGACAAAAUUCAUGUGAUGCAGAUCAAAAUUAAAAGGCUUGAAGAAUACCAAAGAGAAAUGAGCACAGUAGGAAGUAAUACAGACUCAGAUUUUAGAAAGUUAUUUCAACAACUUUAUAAGGGACUGAAUAAAGUUGUUGAGAAACAUGAUAACAACACUUGUUAUUGGGAGGAUUGUAAUUUGGAAACUGAGUUUAAAUCGCCAGAGUUGCUACUUGGACAUAUAAAAAGUGUACAUAUCAAAACAGUCGAUGAUGUUGCACCAAUUAACAGGCAAUAUACUUGUGAGUGGCUAGGCUGCAACAAACAUUUUGGGAAAAAAAAACUUCUCCAUACCCAUGUUGCUGAACACACAGGAAAUGAGUCAGAUACCUUUUUCAUAACACUUUUGAAUGACCAAGCAAAGGCUUUAAAUAUGCCUUCAAAACAAAUGAGGUGGCAUCCUUUGAUAUUGAAAUGGUGCCUACGAAUGUACUGUAAAUCCCACAGCAUGUACACUGAGCUGCGAGAAUCUGGUUUUUUGAAACUUCCCAGUGGAAGAACUCUUUCCGAUUACAAGAACUUCUGUUCUUCAAAGUCUGGUUGGCAAACAUCUGUCUUAGAUGCCAUGAGAAAUAACUUUGUAGACAAGAAAAUUCCAGAAGCAGGAAAAUUUGGUGGUCUUUUUUUUGAUGAAGUCAAAAUUAAAGAAGGUUUACUCUUUGACCCAUCCUCUUGGGAAUUAAUCGGUUUCACUGAUUUAGAGAUUGAUGACAAAUCGUCCACAGUACAAGAGAGCCUUGCGACACAUGUGCUGCAAUUUUUCUAUAAGAGUUUGUUUGCUGGUUUUCAAUUUCCCUGUUCCUAUUUUCUAACAAGAGGAAUAUCAGCUCAAAACUUAAACAGAUUAUUUUGGAAAGGAGUUGGUUUGUUACAUGGUUAUGAUUUUAAAGUCAUUCUGACAUGUUGUGAUGGCGCUUCUGAGAACAGAACAUUCAUGGCAAUGAACGGUUGCAAUGAAACAACAAGCCAAACAAAGAACCCAUUUUCCAAACUCCCUUUGUUCUUCAUGUCUGACCCUCCCCAUUUAAUUAAGAAGCUUCGUAACAACAUAUACAACAGUGGCUAUAAAGAACAUUCUCCAAGAUAUACCAGAUGCUUAUUGCUGGAUUCUAAGAACAUUUUGUGGGAUCACAUCUAUUCUGUUUAUUUAAGAGACAAGCGGAGACAUUUAUUCUCGACAGAUCUAAGAAGUUCCCACGUUCAUCUUGACAGUUUAAGUAAGAUGCGGGUAAAGCUUGCUGUCCAAGCCCUAAAUUCGAAGGUGCGGAAAGACAUGGAAACAUGGGAAUCAGAUGAGACAAUAUCAACCCAGAAAUUCAUUUUUAACUGUGAAAAAUUAUGGGGUGUUUUUAAUGAUGACAAACCACUUUCAUCAAUAACUGAUUCUAGGAUUACAGAUUUAGAAAAUGUUCUCCAAUUUUUCAACAAUUGGAAAGAUGAACUUGCUUCCAAAUUUACGACUAAAUCUGAGAUAUCAUCACAUUUUAUCACUUGGCAAACAAUGUUUGAUUUACAGGUGAUUCUUGAAUUAGUUAUUUAUUGUAUGAAAUUGAACUAAUAUUACUGUCGUUCCAAUUGAAGUGUUCCUCAAAUAUUGAUUCAAUACAUUACCUCAAGCUGACCAAUUUGUUUCAUCAAGUUCCUCGAGAUAUUCAUACACUUCCUGUGAAAGAGCCAAUUCCAAGUAUUUGAUCAUUUCUGGUCACUUCCUUUCUAUUUAUGAUUGGUUAGUUGCACAAACAGCAAAGGUGAUUGGUGUUUUCAAACUAUUCAACAGGAAGUUUACAAUUAUACUAGGAAGUGUAUGAAUAUUUCGAGGAACUUGAUGAAAUGAAUUGGUCAGCCCGAGGUAAUGUAUUGAAUCGAUAUUUGAGGAACACUUCAAUUGGAACGACAGUAACAAUUAGAUUAUGAGCUCAACUAUCAUCUCUAUGAACUAUCAAAAUAUUACAAAACAACAUUUCAAAAAGUUUUCAAAAAAAUCUUGCCAAAGAUAUGGCUGUUAUCUAUUGAGUAAUAGAUUACAGCAAGUAUUAUGUACAUAAGUCCAUUCAGAAUACAGUAUUUGCAUUAGUAUUAUUUCACUAAAUAGUUUUAUUUAACUUUGCAGGUUUCAAUUAACGGCAUUAAAGAGCUGGUAAAAUUUAUUGAAAGUCCUGAAAUCCAAUCCCUCCAAGGAAGUCAUUAUGUGAUUCCAAAGCGACUAAGUCAAGAUCUAGUCGAAUCUUUUUUCUCAGUGCAAAGGCAGUCAUGUGGCGGUUCAAAUAACAUGACUGCAAUUGCGUAUGGAUAUAAUGUAAACAGUGCUAUCUCAUAUUCGGCAACCAAACUUUUAAGGAAGAAGCAAACAAAUGUAAUGGAAAAUGAUGAAAUAGAACUUAGUAUCGAGCAAGAGAGUAACACCAGUCUUCCAAGGAGAG